CGCUUGAUAUAUGUGUCAUCCACGAAGUAGCAUAAUAAUGUUUAGUUGUAUAUUUAUCUUCGCCUUAUCAGUUAUAAGUGUUCAAUCACAUCGAGGAGUGGCACCACCAGCGAGUGGACGACAUGUCUACCAAAACAUCAACGCUUUUGUUGUCACAGAACCUUGUAUACAGAAACCACCACCACCAUUACCAUUACGGUGCAAUGAAAUGAAAUUGACUGAGGCUGUUGCACCAAAAACUGCCCUGCCAGCAACUAAAGUGCCAGUCAUACCAUUUAUAACCGAAUUGCCAACGUGUCCGGAUCUUUGCUUUGAUGACAUUUUAAAGUCACCUUUGGGUUGUUUAGAUCCUAUUUUAGAUGUUUAUGGUAAAGCAGCAGCAAUGCCAGCGACAGAAUUGCCAACGGGACUGCCAAUAGCAUCACGAGUUGCGCGUCUAGCUCUAUCAUCGGCUUUGCCAGGCUGUGAUUGUAACAAUCACUUCUUGGACAGACUGUGCAUACCGCCGCCGUUUAUUUAAUUUAUUUUAUUGUUAU
Molecule: messenger RNA, 536 nt
Organism: Nymphalis io (European peacock)
Lineage: Eukaryota; Metazoa; Arthropoda; Insecta; Lepidoptera; Nymphalidae
Exons: 2
Coding region: 11-520 (169 amino acids)
Source: RefSeq, a predicted model, not a curated record